UCGCAAUUCACCACCACCCACCAUGGCGCCCCGCGACCUCGACGACGACUUUGUCCUCACCAUCUCCGACCACGAGGACAAUGUCCCCGACUACGACGCCGACGACGCCGACGCCGACGCCCCCGCUCCCACCAAUGCCAAGAAGCGCAAGCGCAAUGAGCCCGCCGCCGACGACGUGAGCAGCAAGAAGAAGGGCAAGAAGAGCAAGAAGCAGAAGAAGGAGCCUGAGCCCGAGCCUGAGCCCGAGGAGGACGACGACGACGCCGAGAGGAAUUGGGCCGCCGACGGCGAGGACGACGGCGCCAUGAACUCGGACUUUGAGUUCCAGAUUGGCGAUGGCGAUGCGGGCGUCGUCGACGACUUUGACGGCUGGGGCCUUGGCUCCAAGAACGACGAGGUCAAGAAGGGCGGCGACAAGAAGCCCGUCGACAUUGACGAGAUUAUUGCGCGCAGGCGCCAGCAGCAGAAGGAGGAGAAGAAGGCUGCUGGGGAGGAGAGCGACGAGGAGGAGGAAGAGGAUGUCGAGGGCGGUGCCGAGUUUGCUGGCCUGGAUGACGAGGAGCUCCUGGCCGAGGACGGCUUCGGCAUGGGCGCCCAGGACGCGGACGAGUCUGGCGACGAAGCGGACGAAGGCUCCGACGAGGGAUCGGACGAGGAGGACGACUCUGAGAAGGACGAGUCGGAGGACGAAGAGGACGAGGAGGCCGCAAAGCCCGUCGCGCACCCCGACGACGUCGACUCUGGGUCCUCGGACGACGAGGAAGAAGAGGACCCCGUCGAGGCCGAGCGGAAAAAGGCCUUCUUCGCGCCCGAGGAAAACCUCGACGGCCACAAGGCCCCCGCGGUCAAGGGCACCGGCUCGUUCCAGGGCAUGUCGCUGUCGCGGCCGAUCCUGAAGGGGCUGACGUCGGUGGGCUUCACGGAGCCGACGCCGAUCCAGCUGAAGACGAUCCCGGUGGCGCUGCUGGGCAAGGACGUCGUCGGCGGCGCGGUGACGGGUUCGGGCAAGACGGCGGCAUUCGUCAUCCCCAUCCUGGAGCGGCUGCUGUACCGCCCGAAGAAGGUGCCGACGACGCGCGUGGCGAUUCUGAUGCCGACGCGCGAGCUGGCGGUGCAGUGCUUCAACGUGGCCAAGAAGCUGGCCAGCUACACGGACAUUACCUUUGCGCAGAUAGUGGGCGGCUACAGCCUGCGCGAGCAGGAGCAGGUGCUCAAGACGCGGCCGGACGUGGUCAUCGCGACGCCGGGCCGCUUCAUCGACCACAUGCGCAACUCGGCCAGCUUCGCGGUCGACACGCUGGAGAUCUUGGUGCUGGACGAGGCGGACCGCAUGCUGGAAGACGGGUUCGCAGACGAGCUGAACGAGAUCCUCACGACGAUCCCGAAGAGCAGGCAGACGAUGCUGUUCUCGGCGACCAUGACCGACUCGGUCGACAAGCUGAUCCGCGUGGGCCUGAACCGGCCCGUCCGCCUGCUCGUCGACGCAAAAAAGGCCACCGUCUCGGGCCUGGUGCAGGAGUUUGUGCGCCUGCGCGAGGGCAAGGAGGACAAGCGCCUCGCGGUGCUCAUGUAUCUCUGUGAAAAGGUCUACACCGACCGCGUCAUCAUCUUCUUCCGCCAGAAAAAGGAGGCCCAUCGCGUGCGCGUCCUGUUCGGCCUCUGCGGCAUCAAGGCCGCCGAGCUACACGGCAGCAUGAGCCAGGAGCAGCGCAUCCAAGCCGUCGAAUCCUUCCGCGCCCGCACCAGCACCCACCUCCUAGCGACGGACCUCGCCUCCCGCGGCCUCGACAUCAAAGGCGUCAGCACCGUGCUCAACUACAGCGCGCCCCAAAGCCACGAAAUCUACCUGCACCGCGUGGGCCGCACCGCCCGCGGCGGCGCGACCGGCCGCGCCUGCACCAUCGCCGCCGAGCCGGACCGCAAAGUCGUGAAAGCAGCGGUGCGGGCCGCGCGCGCGCAGCACGCGCCUGUCGCCAGCCGGGCGGUGCCGCCCGAGGCGCUGGACGCGUGGGACGCACGCUUGCAGGCGCUGGAGGGCGAGGUGGAGGCUGUGCUGGAAGACGAGAAGCUCGAGCGCGAGCUCGGCGCUGCCGAGACGCAGGUGCGCAGGGGUGAGAAUCUGGUGCGCUUUGAGGAGGAGAUCAAGGCGCGGCCGAAGCGCACGUGGUUUGCGUCUGAGAGGGAGAAGGUGGCGGCCAAGGAACGGGGCGCCAGGGAGUUGAAUCUGGGUGAGGGUGGGGUGGUGGGCGAGGGCGGGAAGAAGAAGAAGCUCAGUGGCAAGGAGAAGAAACGCCUCGUGGAUCGCGAGGAGAUGGCUGAAGGUAGGAUGUGGAAGAAGGGGAAGGCGGAGCGGGCGGGGCAGGGCGCGCUGAGUAAGGCGAAGGGGAAGGGGGGGAAGAAGGGCGGGAGUGCUGCUGGUGGUGCGAAGAAGGGGGGGAUGAAGGGGAAGGGUGGCCCGAGGGGUGGGGGGAAGGGGGGGAGGCGGUAG
Messenger RNA from Aplosporella prunicola CBS 121167, 2488 nucleotides. RefSeq lists its product as uncharacterized. NCBI's taxonomy places the organism in Eukaryota, Fungi, Ascomycota, Dothideomycetes, Botryosphaeriales, Aplosporellaceae. The transcript has 2 exons. The coding region runs from base 23 to 2488 and encodes 821 amino acids. The record is from RefSeq and is a predicted model, not a curated record. Gene Ontology annotation, molecular function: nucleic acid binding; ATP binding; RNA helicase activity.